Ilex paraguariensis (yerba mate) is the source of this 444-nucleotide messenger RNA. The record is from the annotation of a GenBank genome assembly. NCBI's taxonomy places the organism in Eukaryota, Viridiplantae, Streptophyta, Magnoliopsida, Aquifoliales, Aquifoliaceae.
UCUCUCUCUCUCUCUCUCUCUUCGGGCGAAUAUAUUACUACAAUAGGAAAGCAUUACCAUUAGGUUUUGGAAUUUAUGGCAUCAAAGCUGAAUCUCUUGCGAGCAAAGGCUGCUGAAGCCUCGAAGUUUGUAGCCAAGCAUGGAUCUGCCUAUUACAAGCAGUCAUUGGAGCAGAACAAGCAAUACAUCCAGGAACCGCCUACUGUGGAGAAAUGCCAGCUUUUGGGGAACCAGCUGUUUUACACUCGUCUUGCCAGUAUUCCUGGUCGUUAUGAAGCGUUCUGGAAGGAACUUGAUUAUGUCAAGCACUUGUGGAGAAACAGGCAGGAGCUGAAGACUGAAGAUGUUGGCAUUGCUGCCCUUUUCGGACUUGAAUGUUAUGCCUGGUUUUGUCUUGGAGAGAUCAUAGCUCGCGGAUUUAAGAUUACUGGCUACGAUGUCUAG